GCCACCAUGGACGCCACCAUGGGAAGCAUCGCCCCAACAGGGCUCAAGGGAAAGUUGGCAGCUCUUGAGGACUUCAUCUCUAUGCAAAAUGAGGAACUUGCUGCACAGCGCCAGGAGAUUGAGAGUCUUCGCGGAGACAAAGCUGGCAUUGAGGAACACUACCAAGGACAGUUGCAAGAACUCAAGAAGACUAUGGUUGGAGAUGUUCAACGUCUGCAGGAUGAAGUCAAGCGGCACUUCGUUCAACAAAAGGCAGAGAACCAACGUCUGCAGCAACAGAUUGUCACCUUGAAAGGAGAGAAGACGUCGCUGCAGCAACAAAUCCUUGGCCUUCAAAGGCGUGUGCAGGAGAUUGAAGAGCAGGUGGGUGCUGACUGAAGCAUCUUCGGAACUGGUAUGGCAACAAUGGCAGCUGCACUUCGGACUGAAACCAACUCAAGCAGAUGGGGCCUUCUCAGCAACAGAUUCAAUAUCGGAGAUCUCGUUGUUUUU
This is a messenger RNA of Cladocopium goreaui, 492 nucleotides long. Lineage: Eukaryota; Dinophyceae; Suessiales; Symbiodiniaceae. The record is from the annotation of a GenBank genome assembly.